GGAUGAAGGAAGCGACAAUUUGAUUUAAAGAUCCUCAGACGUUCUGGCCUUCUGUAGAUUUAGAUAUCGGAAAAACUUUAAAUUAUGGUGAAACAACUUCUAGUACACUCUCACUCUAGAUCGGGGGUUUGUCUGUAGUUGCUCAGCGACAAAUGAUAUCACAUAAUCAAAUAUCCCAAGUUUUGGCUUUAUUGGCUAAAUCUAGAUUUAACCUACUUUCUCUUCCUUUUUCAUUGAUUAGUAUAAUAGUCCAACGAAGACAAGACAACUUAAAGCGUAACUUUUAUCUUCGGUUGGCCCUAUUCUGAGUUCUUUUUUGUGCAGGAUGGCCGCUAUGCCGAUUGGGGGUUUCUCUGUUGUCGGCGAUCUUCCCCCGCCAAAGCGUAUGAAAUUGGCCACGUCAGCUGAUACUUUAAGUGCCCGUGAGUUAGCCGAAGGAAAGACCCCUGAGCAGCGUCAACCGUCAAACAAGAAGAGCCAAGUCGAGCGACAUCAACAAGGUAGUCUUCAAGCUAGUGAUACUCUCGACUCAAAAACCGCUCAAGCGCCAGCAAAAGAACCCCAACAGGAAACCGGCCAGAAUAUGGAGUUGCUAAGCAGUGUGGACGUGCUGGCUGCGCGCAAGACUGUCAAAAACGAUAAUGUCCACGACAUCGCUACAUCAACAACAGAAGCAAAUCAAACAUCGUCCUCUAGUACCUAUGCUCUCUUUAACGGGAAAAAUAAGACGAGCGCUGAACUCGCUUCAUCAGCACCAGCAGCAGAGCAGCACAAAAGUGCUAAAACGUCACCGACCACCAGGCCAGAAGACCUAUUUGCUAAAUCAGGGUCGGCAGCACUAGAGGCAGAGACGAAAAAUGAGGCCCUAAUGGUUGUGGAGGAUCCUCCAAACGUUGAUGAGGCCAUAUAUCACAUCUCCAAUGCAGCCUACGUGGGUCUGGAUUUUGAGUUCACGGGCCUCUUCGUUGAAGGCGGGGAACGCCGACGCUUUAACAAAGGCUUUGAACAGUACUGGCUUGCGUGUAGUGACGGAGCGCAAGUUUUCGCGCCUAUUGAGAUGGGCAUUUCAUGCUACAUGGAGCCCGAAGAGGACGAGGGUGAUGCUGAAGAUGCGGAGCAACAGAAAAAUGUUGAAUCUCAAAAGGACCAGGGAGAGCAGAAAGUGCGUCCGGGUGGCACCUUCCACACCUACUGCUGGUAAAAUUACAUACUUACGUAGUGUUUCUACUACUAGUAGCAUUAGCAAAUCGUUAUGAAUGUUGCUGACUGUUUUUGUUGGCCAUGAUAGUUUCUUUAAGUCGAAGUCCAAAAACUAAAUCUUCAACACCAGCAUGAAAAGAGUCAAAAGAAACUAUAACGUGUAAUCGCUUCACUUCAACACGCCUUUGAAUCUGCAAACUCAGGAAAAUAUCACCGGAUCGCAUUUUUUCUCUGGAGAAGGGCGCUCUCGCUUUCCUGCGCAAUGUGGCAAACUUCAGUCUUGAUAGCUGGGCGGAUACUAAGGUCACUGUGAAGAGAGCUGCUUGCCUCGAGGGUUACGAACGCACGAAUGAUGUGGAACGCAUUGUCCACGCCCUAAUCUAUCGUCCCGAGUACCGUUUCCGUAAUCAAGAAGAUUCUACAGCUUCGAAUUCGGGCACAUCAGAUGAAGAUGUAGUUGUCACCGGAAAUGGUAGCGAGCCAAACAGUCGGGGGCCCACACCGGGCAAACCUCGUCCAGUGGCUGUCGAUGAAUCUACUGGAGCAUCAGUAUCUUCGGUUUCAGCACCAUCUCGAGGAGCAGGGUUGGCGCCUGCUCCUGUCGGCGCAACUCCUGCUAAGAACUACACCACGACCUCAAGUAGUAUCGCCGCUGCUGGUACAGUCUCUUCAAGAACAAAUCAAGUCGAAGCUAGCGACGAAGAUCAGACAGGAGGUCCUGUUCCCCCUCAGAUAUUGAAUCCUUCCGGUGAUGCUGAGAAUGGACACGAGGGUUGUACUAGCAGCCCGAGUCGGAGAACUGGCGGUGGCAUGCAUUACGACUGCUCACCGAGGAAAGACCAAAGUGGAAAUCGCAACCGGGACCCACCGCCCACUCGUUUAAUCGUUCAUCACGGAAUAUUUGACCUACUGCAUUUCUUCCACACCUUUAUCGGCGACCUCAGCACGAUUGAAAGCAUCCCAGACAUGCAAAAAGAAUGGAAAUCUCUAGUCGGCAACAGACUCGUUCUCUACGAUACGCGACACAUCAUGAGAGCUGGUAUUAUUGACUUCAUUCACGACAGUUCAUUUCGAUUUCACGCACUUGAUUUGUUGUAUAAAGCCAUAUCCUAGGCUUACAAGCCUAAGAACCUACUUAAUCUGGCUAAUAUUUGGAAAUACUUGAUGAAUCAGUAGCACUUCUCUAAUCUCCCGCUACCUGUAGCUUUGCCUCGAGUCUCCUUUACAGAUUUUUUUUAGUCUUCAAGUUUCGCCUGGUCUUCACCAUCGUUUUCCUUAUUUACCAUCCAUCCAGGUCGCAAUCAUAUCUUCAAGUACCGGGAUGCGGGUAUGAGUCUUGGAGUACUGUAUGACUUCUUUUGUCCCGACGAGCCAGCACAGAAGUAUCAUUUUGCAGGUGGUGAUGCGGAAAUGACAGCCCGUGUAUUUCGCAAGAUGCUGGAGAAGUCUAUAGAGCAUGGUGCGAAGAACAGCGAUGACGUGGCCAAAUACCCUGAACUGUUCGGCAAGAUCAAAGAUGCAACUCCUGGUAUUAACAGCGCAGCUAGUGGAGCUUGUAGUUCAUCGAUGAAGAAGAGUUCAAAAAAAGCAACUUCGUCUGGCAAGAAGAAAAGAACAACAAGAAAGUAUGGAGGCGGCGCUGGCAAGAAGCGAUCAAAGAAAAAGAGUAAGUCCGAUCGCAAAGAACGCAAGGCUUCGGCAGAAGACGCUGAAGAUGGUGUCGCUAGCGCAAACGAAGGAGAUGAAGACGACGAGAGCAGCGAAGAGGAGGAGGAAUCCGACGACGAGCCUCAGCAACCAACAGUCGAGGAUCAGUUACAAGUGUUUCAGCGAUACGAAAACUGCAUCGCUGGUUAUGCCUGUGCACCGCAGUUUUUCCGACUCGUGCCGAACUACUCGUGAGCAAGAAGAUCACGUUGAUUGUGAGCUUCAACGUACAAGUGCGUACCAUAGUGGAUGUUGUAUCUUCUCAUUUCUAGAAUGAACUAGAGUAAGAGUAUGAUGCUUUGACUUGGCCGCUUGGGGCUGCAAAUGAGGUUCAUCCAGUUCCCCUAUUUGCUAAUUUCCCUUAUCUUAAGACGAGCCCCUCGUACUACAGUUUCAUUGCGCCGCUCCUUUUGGUAGAAAGAGGAGAAGAAGCACAGUACAACUCCCUACGGCUGUCUACCCACAUUUCUCGCAAGAGAGCUGAGGC
Molecule: messenger RNA, 3394 nt
Organism: Amoebophrya sp. A25
Lineage: Eukaryota; Dinophyceae; Syndiniales; Amoebophryaceae
Source: the annotation of a GenBank genome assembly